Dracunculus medinensis (Guinea worm) is the source of this 252-nucleotide messenger RNA. The record is from the annotation of a GenBank genome assembly. Lineage: Eukaryota; Metazoa; Nematoda; Chromadorea; Rhabditida; Dracunculidae.
AUGAAAAAUAUUCUUUCAACUGGUCGUAAAUUUUUCAAAUGUGUUCAGCAAUGUACGACUAAAACAUCGUGUGUUUCAAAACUGAAAUGUGGCCUCGAUCUACCAUCAGAUACUGUUUUGGUACAAACAGGUAAACAAUGUGCAAUUAGUAGCGGUGUAAAUACAGCUGUUGUCCAACAGAUGUGCAAUUGUGCUGUAAAUGCAGGAAUCAGGCAAUUACAAUCGGUUUGCCCACGUUUGAUAGUCUCGUAA